Canariomyces notabilis is the source of this 1977-nucleotide messenger RNA. RefSeq names its product rab GTPase activator. The transcript is spliced from 6 exons. Gene Ontology annotation, biological process: small GTPase-mediated signal transduction; vesicle-mediated transport; protein transport. Gene Ontology annotation, cellular component: cytoplasm. The coding region runs from base 265 to 1662 and encodes 465 amino acids. Gene Ontology annotation, molecular function: Rab GDP-dissociation inhibitor activity. The record is from RefSeq and is a predicted model, not a curated record. NCBI's taxonomy places the organism in Eukaryota, Fungi, Ascomycota, Sordariomycetes, Sordariales, Chaetomiaceae.
CAGAGCGGCUUGCUUUCCAUCUGGAUCAACUUCCAAUAACUACCCAAUAAUUCGCCCAACAGCCACAACUCAUCAAGCUCGGACUCGGCUUUGAUCAAGUCCCUUAGCGAGGUCUCGAUUGUUCUGUGCCUCGUCGUGUCUCCCACCCCUUACCCUCAAGCUUUUCUGCUUGCAUAUCAUACAUUCAGAGCUACCUCCUUGAAGAGCCAGAACAACCAAGAGCUUUCCCUUUCCCAUCAACGCCUGAAACCCUACGUGUCCGCCAUGGCCGACGAGAUCGCCCCGGAGUACGAUGUCAUUGUGCUGGGUACAGGAUUGACUGAGUGCAUCCUUUCGGGCGUGCUGAGCGUGAAGGGGAGGAAGGUUCUCCACAUCGACCGUAACGAUCACUAUGGCGGUGAAGCAGCAUCGGUCAAUCUCGAAGCGCUCUUCAAGAAGUAUGGCAACUAUGCAAAGGGCACCGAGCCCUGGAAGCAGUAUGGCCGCCUGAACGACUGGAACAUCGAUCUGGUACCCAAGUUCCUCAUGUCGUCGGGCGAGCUCACAAACAUUCUCGUCUCAACCGAUGUAACGCGCUAUCUCGAGUUCAAGCAGGUGGCGGGCAGCUACGUCCAACAGGGCUCCGGGCCCAAGGCCACCGUUGCCAAGGUGCCCUCGGAUGCCGGUGAGGCCCUCAAGUCCCCCCUGAUGGGCAUCUUUGAGAAGCGCCGCAUGAAGAGCUUCAUUGAGUGGGUCGGCGAGUUCAAGCUGAACGACCCAUCAACACACAAGGGCUUGGAUAUGAGCACCUGCACCAUGAGGGAAGUCUACGACAAGUUCGGGCUCGAAGCCUCUACCAAGGACUUUGCAGGCCACGCCAUGGCGCUCUACCAGAGUGAUGACUACAUGGACGUCAAGGGUGGGGCUCCCGAGGCUAUUGAACGCCUCCGGCUGUACGGUAACAGUGUGGCCCGCUACGGCAAGUCGCCCUACAUCUACCCUUUGUACGGUCUAGGCGAGCUCCCCCAGGGCUUCGCCCGCUUGAGCGCCAUCUACGGUGGCACCUACAUGCUCAACACCAGCGUUGAUGAGAUCCUCUAUGAGGGAGGCAAGGCUGUGGGCAUCAAGGCCACGAUGACCGGUGUCGAGCCCGAGAUGAAAUUCGAGACGCGGGCAAAGAUGAUCCUCGGAGAUCCCAGCUACUUCCCCAGCAAGGUCAAGGUCGUCGGCCACGUGCUGCGUGCCAUCUGCAUCCUCAAGCACCCGCUUGCCAACACCAACGACAGCGACUCGUGCCAGCUCAUUAUCCCCCAGUCCCAAGUCGGUCGGAAGAACGACAUCUACAUCGCUUGCGUCUCGUCCGCACACAACGUUUGCCCCAAGGGCUACUGGAUCGCCAUUGUGUCCACCAUUGCCGAGACCUCGGCGAACCACCACCUCGAACUGGCGCCGGGUAUCGAGCGCCUUGGCAGGAUCGAGGAGCAAUUCAUGGGCCCUCCAAUCCCCUUGUACGAGCCCAUCGAGGACGGCACCAAGGACAACAUCUUCAUUUCCAAGAGCUACGACGCCAGCAGCCAUUUCGAGACCACCACGGACGACGUCAGGGACAUUUAUCGCCGUCUUGCCGGCGAGGAGCUGGUGGUGGAGGGUCUGAGGGAGGGUAUCCAGAUGACUGCCGAGUAGAGUAGCGUCAGGGAGAGGAGGUGCAGAGAGAAUGUUGGCGAAGGGAAGAAGGGGUGCUAGAUCUAAACUAGGUAUAAUAAGGCAAGCCAAUGAAUUGUAGCGAACUUGACCCUUUGACUUAUCUGGGUGUCCUCGGCCGGUGCGGAUUCUCUGUACUUAUGGGUGCCGUGUUCCUGCCUCAUCUUUCAGAGACAACGCGACUGCUUUCUGUGAGUAACUUCGUGAGGCUGAGGCGGUAGGAAAGAGCAGCUCUGAGAAUAAAAGGGGCGAUCGGGCAGAACUAUGCGUCGUCCGCCCUUUGCACCCGGUCUCAAC